Messenger RNA from Penaeus monodon (black tiger shrimp), 4382 nucleotides. RefSeq names its product trithorax group protein osa-like. NCBI's taxonomy places the organism in Eukaryota, Metazoa, Arthropoda, Malacostraca, Decapoda, Penaeidae. Gene Ontology annotation, molecular function: RNA binding. The record is from RefSeq and is a predicted model, not a curated record.
AUGCACAUCAUCAUGGAACAUAGUCACCGCAAGGGGCAUGGCAUGCCUCGUCCAAGGGGUCCUAGACCCAACCCUGCUCCAGGUCUGAUGGGUCCAAGGCCUGGGAGUGGCCCGAGAGGUCCCCGUCCAAUAGUGUUCAGGCCUCCGAGACCAGACAUGUCUGCUCCCCCUCCACAGUCACAGCCUCCUCCUCCACUGACUAACGUCUUUUCCCAUAUGUCUGGGAGAAUUUGGGGUGCCCUUGGUCUACACUUUGGGGAGUAUGCAGGGCCAACUAUAUUUAGAGAAAAGGUCUUUCUGCCUGUAAACAUUGGACUCAACCCAACUGAAGUGCGAGCACGCCUGUUGGGGGAGAGUGGAAUGAAUCUGCGUUACAUUCAGGAAGAGACUGGGGUUGCCAUAUCAAUUCGUGGCAUCGGUUCUGGCUACCUAGAACAUGCAACUGGCCAGGAAGCACAGGAUUCUUUGCACUUUUACCUAGAACAUGACAACCAAGAACAGUUUAACCAGGCAAAAGAGCUACAAUUACAGCAGCCAGCUCCAUUGUUUACUCAGCCUCCUCCUCAGCAACCGGAUCUGGCUUUAGGUGGAGGUGGUGCUAUUGGCCAACCCCACAUUGGGCCUGUGCAAGUUGCUCCACACCAGCUCUCAGCCCCACAGCCACCACCCCCACAGAUGGUACAUUCCCAGAUGGUGCCUCCACAAGUCCCUCCCCAUUCUCAGAUGGUUCCCCCACAUGUGGGCCACCAUCAGAUUGCUCCAGCAGGGGUUCCCAUGCAGGGCCAGGUAGGGGGUCCUCAAGUGAGUGCAGGUGUGAUGCACACAGUGCUGGCCCCUCACCUCCAGGCGGGAGGUGGAGUUGUCUCUCAAGAAGUAAUUCCACAGCAGGAGGUUAUUCAGGCCACAGUGGUGUCCUUGCCACAACAGGUGGUCCACCUCACAGCACCACCAGUUGUCUCUAGUACGGCACCAGUGGCAAACCAACAGUUGGUGCAUACAUCCUCAGGCACACAACUGGUGACCUUACCUCCAGGGACGCAGAUUAUCAAUACAUCAGAUGGGCCACGUCUAGUGGCGAUAGCAACGGGAACACAAGUUGCUGCACCAGUGGCUCCUGUUCCUGCCAGUCACCAGUCCCACCCAGGUCCUCUGCAUGACCCCCAAGGAGUGCCCAGUCCUUUGGUGCAGCAGCAGCAGCCAGCCCCCCAAACACUGCCUGCUUCAGUUGGAACCAAUCAUGUUGCCAUUAAUCAUUCCCCAAUUUUGAGUGAUGGCGGUGCCCCACCAAGUAUAACAAGAUCUUUGGGACUGAGCAGUUCAUAUUCAUCACCUUCAAUUUCAAACACUAUAAGCACUACAAGUCCUCACACUAGUGUGGCUCCUCAUGGCAGUCUUGAAAGUCCUUAUCCUCCUAAUGUCAGUGCUUCAAUUCCUCCUCCUAGUACCUGUAUGGCACUUGGAGUGCCACCUCCAGCAGCUGGGAUAGGAAUGCCUCCCACUGUGACUGCUAAUGCCAGUACUGUGUCUCUUGUGCUCACACCUGGGGUGAAUACAACAACCACCUCAGGAGUUGGUCUUCUUGUUCCUCAGGAUCCAUCAGUUGCCUCUGGUCAGUUGCAUGUCAACCAAUCAGUAGUUGUGGCUGGAGUUCUACCAACCUCUUUACCUCCCCCUGCAACCUACUAUAACCAACCUAACCACCCAGAGUCGAGACCUGUAUCACUGGAGCAACAGUGGCAACAGUUCCAGCAACAGGUGAAGGUUGAAGGAGGGCAGCAGCAGUAUGACCCCUACUCGGCUACUGAAGAAGGGGAUCAUCAGGACAGUACUAGGCAGCAGCAGCAGCAGGCAUCACAUUCAAAUCUAUCAAGUGUACAACAACAACCUACUUCACAAGCUCAACCACAGCAAUCUUCACAGCUGCCUCUACAGCAACCACAACAACAUUUUAAUAAUUUUGGUGAUCAGCAACAGCAGCAACAGUCUGGGAAUAGGGAGAAUGAUAGUAGAGGUCCAAGCAAAGAAGAAGGCAAGUCAUCUGAGAGAGAAAGUCCUCAAAAUUCUUAUGCAUAUUAUUAUGGAAGUCAGCAAGGCCAUGGUGGUCAGACUCAGCGUGCUGGUCCUCCAUCUCCUGAAAGACAAGAACACCCAGGGCAGCAGCCUCCUUCUGAUCAAAGAUAUCAAGGUAAUGGACAGACAGAUGCUGCACAAACUUCGCCAAGUCAGCAGCAACGGGGGUCUCCUCUAGGACAUAACACACAGGGACCAGCUCAGCCAGGGCAGCCUCAGCAGCCAUACCACCAAGGACAGUAUCAAGGAGGGCAGUUUGCAGUGGCUGUUCAGCAGACAGAUCAGAAGCACCAGGAAGGGGGAACCCAAGAAGAACAAUAUCAAGCAAAUAAACCAGAAAUUCCUUCUUCCACAUACCAGCAAGUGGCCCAUCAACCAGGGCAGUUUCCUCAAGGUCCAGCAAAGGAAGGCUUAGCUAUAAUUGGUGGAUCCUCGGAAACACAUUUUCCCCAGGGGACGCCACAUCAUGGGCCUCCCCAGCAAGGAUCUGCAUCACAAGGGCCUCCCCAACAAAUACCACCUCAGCAGGGGGCUCCAGCAGAAGCACAGUAUCAACCAGGACCUCCACCAUUACAGCAGCAACAGCAGAGUCAGCAAUAUCAGCCAGGACAGUAUACCCCAGCUGGUCAAUACCCUUGGGCACAAUAUCCACAGCCUACAAGUGGUCCUGGGCCAUAUCCAGGAGGUCCUGGUACCUUUGGGAGCAGUCCUGGACCUGGGCCAUACCCAAGUGGACCAGGACCUUACAAUGGACCUGGCGGGCCAAGCACAGGUGUUCCCUACACUACAGCAGGACCAGCUGGCUCCAGCCCAUAUCCAGGAGCAAGCAAUGGACCAGGAGGACCAAGUCCAUAUCCUGUAGGACCUAGUGCAGCUGGAGGACCCACACCCUAUGCUGUUGGACCUGGACCAGGACCUAGUGAGGAUAGGCAACCCAUGUUGCAAGACCCAAAAGCAGACCCAGGGGUGGCCAGGGAUGUGACUGCAUCCCUGCUGAUGCCUCCACCACCCCCUCCCCCUCUGGCCGAGUCCCUGCAGGGUGCUGGGGGAACAACCGAGGGAGAGAGGAGAACCCAGACCACGGCCUCAAGAGACAAAGAUCAUGUAGCCCGCAAGAUGAGAGAAAGUCAGCCAGGAGGUCCAGCAGCGAUUCGGAUGACUCAUCAGUUCGAGAAAGCAGUGGUCCAGGCAGACCAAAUGGUCCCGAGGGACCUCCAGAUGGCCCUGGAGGUCCUUUUGCUGGCCCUGGAAACUUCCAAGGAAGUCAAGGAGGCAACUUUCCAGGUGCAGGAGCGAAUUUUGCUGGGGGACCUGGAGGAUUUCCAGGCGGCCCUGGCUCGUAUAUGGGACCAAGUGGACCUUGGGGCUGGGGACCAAUGCCUGGACCCUACUCAGGAAUGCCCAUGGGUCCUAACCCCUUCAAUGGGCCACCUGGAAAUCCCAUGGGUAAUCCCCAGGCGCCCUACAACAGGAACAUGCGUGAGAGACCUGAUGGAGAUGAGGGCAACAGCAUGGGUGGAAGCCGUAGGGGCGGGCGAGGUGGCGGCAGCAGAGGGGGAUUCAGCCUCGGUGGGCGUGGGGGCAGGGACAGACGAUGGUAAAACCAUAAUAAUCAUUUACAGUCCUUUGUAUGUACUUGUACAGAGAGCCACUUUGUCCAUGGUUGAGCUGUGAAAACAUAAGGCGUGAAUGUAUUUAUUUGAUCGUGCUAGGGUGAGUAGUUGUGAUUUAAUAUUCGAGAUCUAUCCUGACAUGUGAUUUCUUUGUGAUUUAAAGAAUUACAGUACUGUAUAGAAAGGAAGUUACAAUGGUAAUAUUGGCAAGAACUUCCUGAUUAUAAAACCUGAUGUAAAGCUAUUUCUUCAGAAUGGCUGCCUUAGAACAAAAGAAAAUAUGAGUAAGGAAGAUGUAUUAAAUCUUUCAUACUGUAUGUAAGAGUUAAGGAGAAUUGAUGAAGGUAUUUAUCUACUGAAGAAUGUUGUCUGUUAUUUGAUACCUGAAGCAUGUGUGUAUAUAUAUGACCCUAGAAAAUGUGAGGAUGAUUGCUCAAAUAUCAUAGUGAAGAUCUUCCAUACAGUAUGCAUAAAAUGUAUCUUGCUCAUAUUACAUCAGAAUUUAUGUAUAUAACAAAUUGCAGCAUCUUCAUUUACGCUGUAUAUAAUACACCAGGUGUUCUGAGUGUCACAGAACUUCAUAUUGAAUUUCUUUAUUUUUUCUGCUCAAUUUUUAAUUGAGUAGCCUACCAAAUAUUAUUGUUAUUAUUUGUAAAUUGUGUACGACUUCAAAACCUUAGGAAUAAAACAAGAAAUUAU